This is a messenger RNA of Bacillus rossius redtenbacheri, 5237 nucleotides long. RefSeq names its product cold shock domain-containing protein E1-like. Bases 512 to 3382 code for a protein of 956 amino acids. The record is from RefSeq and is a predicted model, not a curated record. The transcript has 14 exons. NCBI's taxonomy places the organism in Eukaryota, Metazoa, Arthropoda, Insecta, Phasmatodea, Bacillidae. Gene Ontology annotation, molecular function: nucleic acid binding.
ACAUUUACUGUUUCGGAUCACACCUCGACUGUUGACAUUCAUCAUGGCGGCAUGUCGUCAGUGCUGUGUUGUGUCGUGCUUGUGUAACUGUUAGAUUAGGAAACUUGAAGCAACGAUCAAGCAUAAAAAAAGGCCAAAACACAAUCCGCACCCAGCACGCAUUGAAGACAUCUGAGGAUUCUGCCAAAUGACUUUAUUUCUACUGUAGCAAGCCAGCAUUCUAACUGACCAGUAUCUCCUGACUUGUAAUUUGCGUCACCAUAAACGUAUUUUUUCAUUUAUUGGUCACGCCUUUCUGCUGGUUUAAUAUUAUUCUUUUUAACGUUUUGUAGUUCUAUUUUCUAUUACUUUUGGACCUUCAUUGGUCUAUAUCUGUGUCGGGUUGGUUAUAUGCGAGUAAAUCACCCAAGAAGAAAAACGUUCUGUGAUACGUCAUUCUUAAGCCGAAGUUUUAAAAUACUUAGAUUAACAAGGUAGUGUAAUAAGAGACUAAGUAACGUAACUAAAGACUAUGUCCAAUAAUCCUCAGUGGAAAUCGUUCCAGCCGCCCCCCAUAAACUCGGACUCUUCCAUACUUGAUUACAAAACCAUGACUAUUAACAGCAACUCUAGCUUUCACAGCUCCCCCAAUGGGACGAGCUACUCCGGCAAUAACAGUCAGUACUCUGGGCUUCAGUCUAGCCCCAAAGAUAUACCCAACAACAUGUUUGCAAGCAAAGCUAGCUCAAGCAACAUGUACUCUGCCCAGUACAACAACCCAUAUCCCAGCCCUAACAAUUCUCGAGGCAGCAAUGGUGGUGGUGGUGGUAGCGGUAGUGGUGGAGGCAGUGGCGGUGGCGGUGGAAGAUUCCCCAUCGGCACAUUCUCGGUCAACGAUGGUGGCAGCAGCAAUGUGUACAAUGGGGAGGCAGUGUCCUCUCCGCCUUCAGGGAACGCUAACAACGCCAGCAACUCCAACUAUAACGACUCUGCUCUCAACAACCAAGGCACCAGAGAGACAGGCAUCAUAGAGAAACUUCUUCACUCGUACGGCUUCAUCCAGUGCUGCGAGAGGCAGGCACGGCUGUUCUUCCACUUCAGCCAGUUCAACGGCAACAUUGAGCACCUGAAGAUCGGUGACCCGGUUGAGUUUGAGAUGACGUAUGAUCGCAGGACCGGGAAGCCUAUUGCCAGUGCAGUUACGAAGAUUGCCCCUGAAGUGGUGUUGAGCGAGGAGCGCGUGACCGGCACGGUGACCACGGAGCUGAGGGCCGAGGGCUCGGGCGGAGACACGCAGGGUCGCAUCAGCUACGAGAACCGCGGUGAAUGCUUCUUCCUGCCCUACAACAAGGACGACGUGGAGGGCAAUGUCACCCUGCGUUCCGGUGACAAAGUCAGCUUCCAGAUCGCCACCAACCAGCGCAGCGGUAAUCUUGGGGCCUGCCACAUCAGACUGGAGAACCCCGCCCACCCCGUCAAGUACCAGGGCGUCAUCUGCUCCAUGAAGGAGAGCUUCGGCUUCAUCGAGCGGGCGGACGUCGUGAAGGAGAUCUUCUUCCACUUCUCCGAGGCCAAGUCCCUGAAGGACGAGCUGCGUCUGGGCGACGACGUGGAGUUCACCAUCCAGACCAGAAACGGGAAGGAGGUGGCGUGUGGCAUCACGCGUCUGGAGCCCGGCUCUGUGGUGUUUGAGGACGUGUGCUCAGAGGUGGUGAAGGGCCAAGUGUUGAAGCCCUUGGAGCGCACGCAGCAGGCCCGCCAACAGCACCAGAGUGACCCCCUGCCCGGCCGCAUCCGCUACCGUGCCCCUGACCACUCUGAGGUCGAGGUACCCUUCGGUGACAAGGACCAGCGCGGGGACUUCACUCUCAAGCACGGGGACUGGGUGCAGUUCCGCAUCGCCACGGACCGGCGCGACCAGCUGCAGAGGGCCACCAACAUCUCGCUGCUGGAGGAGAGCUUCAGCGUGUCCGGGGAGCGGCGCGAGCAGGGCGCGGUGGUCGCCCUGAAGGAGGGCUUCGGCUUCAUCCGCUGUGCCGAGCGCGAGUCCCGCCUCUUCUUCCACUUCAACGAGGUGCUGGAUGUGGACCGCGACAUCUGCCUCAACGACGAGGUUGAGUUCACCGUCGUCCAGGAGCAGACAUCGUUCUCCAACAGCCGACAGAGUGCCAUCCGCAUCAAGCACCUGCCCGCCGGGACGGUGCAGUUCGAGGUGAUGGUGGAGCGAGGGGUGUCUGGCGUGGUCAGCAAGGAGGGCCAGCUCCCGGGAGGCUGGAGCUCUCGCAGCCCCACCAAGAGCAGUAACCAGUCUCCUGCAAAUACGACUGAAAAGUCUGGUGAGCCCGGAGUUAUUCAGUAUCAAACAAAUGGCACAAAGAAGAGUUUAUUUUUUCUCCCCAAAGACUGUGAUCCAAAGAAUCUUCCUCGUGUAGGUGAUAAGGUUGAGUUCAACAUCUGCCAGGUGAAGAGGAGCAAGGAGUUGGUAGCAGUGGAUGUGAAGGUCGUGUCGAAGAGCACCACGAAGAACGGCGUCAGUCGUGCCAACAACCUGCCUUUGUACCAAGGCUUCAUUGCAGCCCUCAAGGAUGGAUUCGGCUUCAUAGAGACCGUCGCUCACGACCGAGAGGUGUUCUUCCACUUCAGCAACCUGGAGGGGGACAGCGAGAAGCUGGAGCUGGGCGAGGAGGUGGAGUACAACCUGGGCACGCGCGGCUCCUCGGGCAGCUGCAUGUCGGCGGAGAACGUGCGGGUGCUCCCCCGCGGGACCAUCGAUCUGCCCCCCGUGGAGGGCGAGGCGCUGGAGGGCACGGUGGUGCGCCCCCUGCGCAGCGUCAACCCCGACCAGAGCCAGUACGCCGGCCUCGUGCAGGCCGCCCCCAAGGAGGAUGAGGAGCAAGGGGCGGAGUACGAGUUUGGCAUCACCGGGCUGCAGAACAAGCGGGAGCUUCUGCAAGUCGGGGACCCGGUCACCUUCCAGGUCGACGCGUCGGGCAGGGCCGCCAACAUUGUGGCAGUGCGCAAGAAGAGGCGUGCCACUGUUGAUGCCGUCAAAGGUUUGUUUGGCUUCUUGGCGUACGAGGUGGACGAGGGCAAAAAGCUGUUCUUUCACAUGUCUGAGGUGAAGGACGGGGCCAGCCUCCAGCCGGGCGACCAGGUAGAGUUCGUGCUGGUGACCAACCAGAGGACUGGCAAGUCCUCGGCCUGCAACGUCACCAAAGUCAGCGAUGCGGCCAAGCAGGAGCGGCCGGAGCGCCUGAUCAGCCGCCUGCGCACCAUCUCCCUGGAGGAAGCCGGGCCUAAGUUAAUCUUGGUGCGCCAGCCCAAAGGGCCGGACGGCACCAAUGGUUUCCUGGAGGGCGUGCGUCAGCCACGGCUGCCGGGCGCGGUGCCCCCUGCGGAGUAGCAGCUCUUCCCGUCGUGUGCCUGUGUGAACACAUGCAAGACUUGUUACUCAUAGAAGCAUCAGGUAGUGCUGUAUUAUCCGUGGAGAACCUUGUGCAAACUAUGUAUCUAUAGCUUCCUUGGUUUGUGACGUCUUCACAAAAAAAAAAAUAAUGGGCCCCAACCUUUUGUGUAUGUAACUGCAUUUCAUUUUUUCGUUGUUGUGUUUUUACUGCUUUUGAGUUGCUGGAUGUGCAUUUCAUUGCUUACUAAAUCCUGAUCGCUCCAAGUUGAGAUGGAGAACAAAAUCACGACCACAACAUGGUACAUCAUCAUCGAAGCUGUUGCGCUCUUAACUUCUUGCAGGAAGUUAGGGAGAAGAAACACUUGUCAAAUAAUAAUGUUCAUUUCUGUGGAAAACCAAAUAUAAGAAAGGAAUAAAAUGGGGGAGGGAAGGAAACAAAAUAAUGUUAGCUUUAAAACAUAAGACUCAUACCGUUUAAUAAUGUAGGGUUAUUUUUUAGCACGGAGCUAAUCUUCGAAAAUGUCUCUCUUAGUUUUUGCAACAUAAGCGUUGGAAAGCGUAACUUGGUUUCACAUUCCGACAGCUCGAUUUUUACUCGCCUGGUGACUAAUUGGCUGGACUAUGAACGGAGAUAUUUGAGAUUUUUUUUCUAUUAUUGAAUGUUUAUCUUUUGCCGCGAGGAAGAAGGAAUUAUAAAAUUAUAGUACCCACAGCAACCAGUCAAACAUUUUUUAACUUUUGCAAAUUAUGCUAUGGAAUAUUUUAAAGUGUUUUAUAGUAGUGUUUUCAACUUGUAACCAAUAUGCUGCUACCAUAAUCCUGUAACCAGUUUUGCCUGUAACUGUCUGGCUCAAUAUGAACUGUUUGUAGGUUUCUUCUGGUUGUAACUUAGUCUGCUUGGGAGUUGCAUUAGCAUCAUUAUUACAUUAGUAAUACUACAGCUUUAGUGGUAUCGUUUUAGUUUUGUAUUAAUUUUCUAGCUGUGUGUGUAUAUAAGAGCUGUUCUGUCAGUGAUAUAAUAUAAAACUUACAAUUCCUUGUGAACUUAGAAAUAAAACGGUAAAAAUCUCAUUCUUCGUGAAAUAUUUGGUAUUUUCUGUGAUAUAAUUUGGGGGUAAAAGUAAGUUAAGGGUGAUAGUAUUACAUUUAUUUUAACAUGAUGUAAUUAAUUCACACUUGUUUCUGAAGCCUAGUAUGUUUUGUAACACUCACUGCCUUGUUAAGUCCUGAUUGGUUGGAAUAUUUCAUAAUGCUUAGUGAUAUUUGUUACAGUAGGUGCAAUCAUUGUAUGUUAUGAUGGAUGAUUGUUAAUUGUAUCUGUUUAGCGUGAAUGUGUGUGAGAUUGUUUGAAAUGUAUUAUUUGGAAAAAAAAGAUCAUAUAUUAAAUUAUUGGCUACUCUAUUAUUGGUUUGAAUUAAUAUUUUGUGACUUGCUGAAUCAACUUUGAUGUUAAAGAUUUAACUUUGAGCAUCAUCAAUUUGAUUGUGAAUUGUGAUGUAAAAGUUGUGAUGAAAUAGUGCUGUUAUGUAUCAAGUUGUUAUCAUUUUGAUGCAAACAUAAUGUGCUGUGGACUUAAGGGGAGAUAUUGGUAGCCAGUGACAGUGAGAGCUAUUAUUUUAGUUAUAAGUUCGAGCCAUGUUGAUGCCAAAUAAAAAUCUUUUUUAGAGGUAAUCUCUAUUGAAACUAAAACAUGGAUAAAUAGUACAUAUGUGGUUGAUGUGGGUACUUGACCUUUUUUUAUUUGAGUCUUUUUGUAAUGAUGUGCUGUCAUAUUUUUCUUCUAAUUGUAUUUCAUUUUGAAGUAUUUAAAAAUGUACAAAAAAAUAAUAAAUUGUACCAGAAUUAUAAGAAA